Messenger RNA from Laccaria bicolor S238N-H82, 930 nucleotides. RefSeq lists its product as uncharacterized. Gene Ontology annotation, cellular component: U2-type spliceosomal complex; post-mRNA release spliceosomal complex. Bases 1 to 930 code for a protein of 309 amino acids. The record is from RefSeq and is a predicted model, not a curated record. The transcript has 6 exons. NCBI's taxonomy places the organism in Eukaryota, Fungi, Basidiomycota, Agaricomycetes, Agaricales, Hydnangiaceae. Gene Ontology annotation, biological process: mRNA splicing, via spliceosome.
AUGCAAGGAUUUAACAAGUAUUAUCCACCGGACUAUGAUCCAUCGCAGGGCAGUUUGAAUAAGGCCAGAGGCAAGCGGUCAGGCAAACACGCGCUUGGUGACCGGGCUCGUAAAAUUGACCAAGGAAUCCUUAUAACCCGGUUUGAGCUGCCCUUCAACAUCUGGUGUGAUACAUGCCACAACCAUAUUGGAAUGGGUGUGCGAUAUAAUGCCGAAAAGAAAAAAAUAGGCGCAUACUACUCUACCCCAAUCUUCUCUUUCCGAUGUAAAUGCCAUUUGUGUGAUGGCUGGUUUGAGAUUCAGACGGACCCCAAGAAUACCCGAUAUGUGGUGGUAUCUGGGGCUCGGCAGAAAGAUGAGGAUUGGAAUCCUGAAGAAAAUGGAGGCUUCGCUAUACAUGGCAAGUCAAUCGACGACAUGCGGGCUGAUGCACCUGUAGACCCCCUUGUAGCUCUCGAAAAAAAGGCUGUGGCGACUAAAAACAUGAAUGAAGUUCAAAUCCCACGCCUCGAGUCAUUGCAAAGUGUCUCGGAGCAAUACAACGCAGACCCUUAUUCCCUUUCUUUAAAGGCAAGAAAACAUUUUCGGCAGGAAAAGAAGGUGGAACAAAGUAAAAGGAAAGCGGAUGACCUCAUCAAAGAUCGUUACGGUCUACCCACAUCUCUGAGUCUUCUUGAAGACGAUGAUGAGAUGGUGCAGGAAGCCAAAGAGAAAUGGAUGAAAGGGAAAGAAGAAAUACAAAGGAAUCAGAACUUGAGGAGUUUGAGGCCAAGACGAUUAGCCAUGGAUCGGCUUUCAAUUCCUUCAUCGUCUUCUCGGCGAAUCGCGCCACAGUCAAAAGAACAAACUCUAGCAUCACUUAAAGCUCGAAUAUUGGAUAACACUGCGCGGAAAUCCUAUCCCUUUGGAGGGGGUCAGUCAAUAUCAUAA